Pseudomyrmex gracilis is the source of this 1152-nucleotide messenger RNA. RefSeq lists its product as uncharacterized. The transcript has a single exon. Gene Ontology annotation, molecular function: nucleic acid binding; zinc ion binding. The record is from RefSeq and is a predicted model, not a curated record. Bases 1 to 1152 code for a protein of 383 amino acids. Lineage: Eukaryota; Metazoa; Arthropoda; Insecta; Hymenoptera; Formicidae.
AUGGCGGCGCCUAAGCUCGAUUUGGGUGGUCUGUCGAAUAAGUUCGACGGCAGUAAUUAUCGCCUGUGGAAAUGCCAAUUGGUAAACCUACUAGAAGCGCAUGGGCUUCUUGAUGUCGCUGACGGAACGACAGCCAGGCCGACGGCGGACGCGGACAGAAUUCUCGCAUGGCGUCAGACAAACGCGAAGGCAAAGGCUGUGAUCACAAACUCGCUUGAUUACGCGCAGCUCGAAUUUGUCGUUGAAUUGAAAACCGCGAAGCAGAUGCUAGACAAGCUUGACGCACUGCAUGACACAAAAACGGAAGCUAACAAAGUAAGUCUCUUGCAAGAAUUCUAUGCCUUACGGAUGUCGUCACAAGAAACGGUUACACAGUUCAUCUCACGAGUUGAGAGUCACGUACGUCGAUUAACGGAUGCGAAGAAGACGAUCGGCGAAGACGAAAAGAUUGCGGUUAUGCUAUCGGGAUUACCAUCCAAGUUUAACACGACGAUCACGAUGUUCAAAACGAGAACCGACGACAAGCGCACGGUAACGCAACUACAGCGCGAUCUGAUUGACGCUGAGCAAUUGAUGCAGAAGACCGACGAGGUAACAGUUGCACUCGCGGCAACCGCGGUGAACACCGAGACGAAGAACUUGAAGCCAGACACGAAACAGAAACCGAAGAGAAAGUUCCGAUGUUACGCAUGUGGAAAAAUGGGCACGCAUUACGCCCAAGAUUGUCGUGCGCGUAGUGACAAAGAGAAGACGAAAUCUGAUCAACAUCGCGAUGUGAAUAAAGAUGCGAAGGCAUUCACGGCUACCAUCACUUCGGAAAUCGACUCAAUUAUGCGUGAGGAUGCAAGGAACGUGUGGACAGUCGACAGCGGUUGUAACGUCCACGUCACAAGUAGACGAGAUUGGCUUGUCAAUUUCAAAAAAGAAACCGGUGCAACGUUAACGGUCGGCGGAGGUCGAAAACUUCCGGUACUCGGUAGAGGUCGCGUCAAUAUUUCGCGAACGGUAAAUGGAUCGCGACGAAAAUUCGCGAAGUGCUCUACGUUCCCGAACUCGGACAUAAUUUGCUAUCGGUCAGCAAGUGUGUUGAUAAUGGAAUGCGACAAGAAGCACACGGAAACACGUUCAGAUUCUACGAUGGGAAGAAAGUGA